This is a messenger RNA of Medioppia subpectinata, 1352 nucleotides long. Lineage: Eukaryota; Metazoa; Arthropoda; Arachnida; Sarcoptiformes; Oppiidae. The record is from the annotation of a GenBank genome assembly.
AUCAAAACUCCAACCGAUCUCAAGACGACGCAAUGGUUCGCUAUUUCUUUCAGAGGCCGCAAACGGAUCCCGACUUUCAAAACUACAACAAACACAGCCGAUGGGCGUUAGGCGACGACUCUGUUCUUGAGGUGAGGCCUAACGACACCUCAGAACUGGUCUCUGAAUUCCAAGCAUUGGAUAUCGAAAACGAUGGCUUUGCGUCGACUAAGAAGAUAUGGGGAAUGGAGGAACACAACCCCCAAAUGAAACACCCCGACGAUCCCAAAGGCCUGUUUCUGGGCGAACCCCAGUGGGGCCGCGACUCGACGUGGAGUACAGGCGGCCAUAACGAGAACGCGUCGGAUCACGCGGUGUCGCAACCAAUUAUGGUUAACUCCCGACGGAGUGGUUCCUAUCCGGGCAGUGAUCAGCCAUUGAUGUUAAGCCCGCGCUCUACUGACACGGGAGGUCUGGGCGUGAAAAUGGUUGAGUACGUGUUGGGCAGUUCGCCCACCGCUAAAGACUUGGACGGAAGAAUGCAUUCGCGACUCAAAGCGAUGGAAAAACAUAAACAGCAGAUGAAAGGCGGUUACGACGAGUCGAAAAUGCAUCACAAGGACCCGCAUAGCAAUGGUAUGACAAACGGGACAAUGGGUUUGGACGACGAAAAUAAGGGGUUUAGCCGAACGCCCGGUUUUAAUCAGUUGGACGACGAAGAUGUCAAAAAUCAAAUGAUAGUCAACGAGAUGUCAAAAAUGAAGGGAAGCGAUGGUAUGCACGUAGGAAUGCCCGGCAAUAUGAUGGCCGGCGGUCACGGCGGGCCCCAACACUUCGACUUCGACCCCAAUAUGAGCAUUAAUGAGAUCCAGUUCGGAGACUAUACCUCCCAAAUGAUCCAUUCGAUCGAUUCGCCCGGAAUUGUUGACUACAACAGCCCUUAUCAGCGGUCGAACCAACAGACGGGCCAAAUGCCGGCUGCAAUGCUCGCCUCUCACGCCCAACAAUUCAAUUUAGCUCAACAACAAAGUCAAGGUAUGCCUCCGCACACCAACCCAGGGAUGGGCGGUCCAAACGGUGCGGGCAAUAAUCCAUUUCCGCCACAAACGCCAUACUACGGCACCGACCCGUUCUCGGCAUCGAUGGGACACAUAAUACCUGCGGGUCCGCCGCCGGCGAUGUUGGCUCAAUACUACGGUAUGCCUCCCUGGGGAAUGUAUCCGGGAAUGAUUCAGUCCAACCAAGUUCAGAGCGGUUCCACCGCACCUCAUAUACAACAACAGCAACAGAUGAUGAGUCGAAGCAACGGCACGCGACCGCUCACACCUCAGGGUCCCAGUGAUAACUCCGGGACUCCACAAGCCAUGCAAGCG